This is a messenger RNA of Aspergillus versicolor CBS 583.65, 1095 nucleotides long. RefSeq lists its product as uncharacterized. The transcript is spliced from 3 exons. Lineage: Eukaryota; Fungi; Ascomycota; Eurotiomycetes; Eurotiales; Aspergillaceae. The record is from RefSeq and is a predicted model, not a curated record. Bases 1 to 1095 code for a protein of 364 amino acids.
AUGGCCGGGAGUAGCACCGCUACCUUCUGGCAGUGGGUUGAAGCGCUGAAUGGCGGGAUCAAAGAUAUCCGAGUCGGAGGGAAUGCGGAGACCACUUACAGGGACAUUGUCCGUCAUCUCUACCCAGCUGCUUCCCACACUACCGAAAUCGGUGCGGUGUCCUACCUCAUUUUCGCGACAAUAUGUUGCGUCACGGCCGUGGGCAGGCCCACGAUAAAUCCUCCUCCGAGCAACAACAGGGCCACAGCUCUGGGGAUGCAAAUCCAUGGAGCGCAAUUCCGGGUUCCUGUGGAGACAUCUAUUGACUCUCUCGUCAGCAAUUCCUUCGUCGACUCGCAGAGGCUUACUCAGGCCGACCCCUGUCGAACGCCUGGCAACAACGCAGUCCACCCCGACAACUUGGAUUUGAGUGUGGUAGAUUUGUGCAAAACAUGGUCGAUUUAUUUACGCUUCGACCCCACAGCUGGAGAACUUUCUAUUUUCGCCUGGCCGUCUAUCUGUCUGGCCACUCUGGCUGGCCGGGCUGAGAACGGGACCGGGGUGGCACUCGCCAGUCUGCUAGCUGAAAGGCUUCGAGGGUCGGCCUCCGACCCAACUAUCUUCGAAGAAGUACUCUUGUCGAUGCGGCUACUCUUUGCCAGAUCGAAGAAGUCUCGAGACAUGUUUUUGAAACGAGUAGGCCAGGAGGAGCAGCCUGUUGACCCCUUUUGGGGUGAAUGCGUAUCACCGAUAAACGCAGGUAAUGCUCAGACGUCUUCUCGCUCUCGUUUUCCACCCGUCUUUAUUCGCUGCUCGGAGUCUAUGAGGUACUUCAAUAACGCCUAUUUCGCAGACUAUGCGCUGGACCCGGAGCUGUGGAAUCGCCUACAAGACAGCAGAGCCUGCAGCGCAGCAGCAGUGUUCCCCGUAUUCGCGGACCGCCUGACAACCCUGCAGGUCUUUAUAAACCCGCAAUCAGUUGACGGCUUCUGGGAACUCGUGAGGGGCCGUCGAAACUGGGCAGAAACCGUUAAGUUUCGAGUUUCUCUGGCUGCCAUUGCUUUAACCGUGAUUGAGAUAGUGAUACCGCUCGUUGUUACGAAGGCUACCAAGUGA